GGCCGGGAGCAGCUUCUACGGCUGGGAAUCAAGUGCACCGGUCGUUCUCGUCAGUUUUCUCGCUUCCACCCGCAGAUAUGACCGAGAACAGCUGACUAAAAGCGCAUUCCUAGAUGUCCUGUUUACUUUGGGUUAGUUCAUUUCACCUCUGAGGAUUUUAUUGUGGCCUCCAAUGGGUUUUAAAGACUCCUGAGAGAGGGGAUACCUGGACUUGGACAGAACUGUACCUACCUGUCAAUAUGUCCAGCUGGAGUGUGAUGGUCCGCAUGCACAGGGCUUAUGGAAUAUAGCCUGUUCUGUCAGCAUUUUUACGCACUCUCCGUCAGUCCCGUGAAGAAGAAACUCGGGCUCCUCUUCAUCAUGCUGCUCCUCUGGGUCUACAUGCUGUACUCCUGCGUGGGCUACUGUGCCACCAUGCCACCAAGUUUAGUUGUGGACAAUAGUAACAACCGAGCAAAGGAGACGGAUUUCCUUGGGAAAUACGCUGAGGCAGAAAGUGGCCGGCCGGACCUGAUGAUGUCCAAGCUCCUCUCCAGACCGCAGAGCUCCUGGACGGACGUAGAGUCAGAUUACGACGAGCCUACGGUCAGGAGAGCUCCCAGAGACUUCUCUAAAGAUGAGGUGGACGCGGACCGUGCUGAGGAGUGGGACGACGGACGGAGAGUUUCUCCGCUGUCAAGUUUCUCCAACGGCUCGGGCAGCAAGAAGCUGCCUCAGGCGAUCAUCAUCGGCGUGAAAAAGGGCGGGACGCGCGCGCUGCUGGAGUUUCUACGCGUGCAUCCAGAUAUUCGCGCGGUCGGAGCCGAGCCGCACUUCUUCGACCGUAACUAUGACAACGGACUGGACUGGUACAGGGACCUAAUGCCGAAAACCCUGGAGGGCCAGAUCACCAUGGAGAAAACACCAAGCUACUUUGUGACCCGCGAGGCUCCGGCCCGGAUCUACGCCAUGUCCCGCGACACCAAGCUGAUUGUGGUAGUCCGGGACCCUGUCACGCGAGCAAUCUCCGACUACACGCAAACGCUGUCCAAGAAACCUGACAUUCCUACUUUUGAGAGCCUGACGUUCAAAAACAGGACUACAGGGUUGAUCGACACCUCGUGGAGCGCCAUUCAGAUCGGCAUCUACGCCAAACACCUGGACAACUGGCUGCAGUUCUUCCCCAUGAGCCAGAUCCUGUUCGUGAGCGGAGAGCGGCUGAUCAGCGACCCAGCCGGAGAGCUGGGCCGUGUGCAGGACUUCUUGGGCCUCAAGAGGAUCAUCACAGACAAACACUUCUACUUCAACCAGACCAAGGGUUUCCCUUGUCUCAAAAAGGCCGAGGGCAGCAGCAAGCCCCAUUGCCUGGGUAAAACCAAAGGGAGGACCCAUCCAAACAUUGACCCUGAGGUCGUGCAAAGACUUAGAGACUUCUACAGGCCUUUCAACAUGAAGUUCUACCAGAUGACUGGGCAUAAUUUUGGUUGGGAUUAACUGCGAACGGAGGACUUGUUGUUUUCUUUCAUUUUCUGUGUAUUUGAAAUGGCAAAAAGACAUUGAGAUGAUUGCUAUAUAUAUGUAAAAUGUACAGAAAUCUAUUUUAUAAUAAUUUAUUUUUAAUUUCUAAGCAAUUAAUUCACUAAGCUGCCUAACCAUAUUGUACAUAACGUCCGGCCCAACUCUAGUCUCACCACCGACAUUCCACCUUUUUGAUUUGCUGUGCGUAUUUCCAUUCACAAUGAAUUUAAUGGUGCUUCCGAAUUCGAAAAAGGUUUGACAAACAAAAAACAGUUUGUUACGGGUAUUGUGCAUUUAUAAACCAACAGCGACUUGUCUAGUGACGUGUGUCUUCGUGAACUUUAUUUCACUCUCUGAUCGCAUUUAGUGUUUCACUACACUCCAUAUUGGCUCGAGUCCUACUAUGUUCAGCUGAUAAGCGAGAGAACUGAUUCGAUGUGUCCCUUUACUCAAUAA
Messenger RNA from Labeo rohita (rohu), 1953 nucleotides. It is a transcript of the gene hs3st3b1b, whose product is annotated as heparan sulfate (glucosamine) 3-O-sulfotransferase 3B1b. Gene Ontology annotation, molecular function: [heparan sulfate]-glucosamine 3-sulfotransferase activity. The coding region runs from base 280 to 1473 and encodes 397 amino acids. The record is from RefSeq and is a predicted model, not a curated record. NCBI's taxonomy places the organism in Eukaryota, Metazoa, Chordata, Actinopteri, Cypriniformes, Cyprinidae. The transcript is spliced from 2 exons.